Brassica oleracea var. oleracea is the source of this 2592-nucleotide messenger RNA. Its product is annotated as phosphatidylinositol 4-kinase gamma 5-like. The transcript has 2 exons. The record is from RefSeq and is a predicted model, not a curated record. The coding region runs from base 392 to 2254 and encodes 620 amino acids. Lineage: Eukaryota; Viridiplantae; Streptophyta; Magnoliopsida; Brassicales; Brassicaceae.
GUUUUUAACGCUUGGGUUAAGCUGUGGGGAGAGGUUAAAUGCGAGUGACCAGAGAGAGAGAGAGAGAGAGAGGAACAGAGAAAGAACAGCUUCAAGCGAGAGAGACCUGCCUGAGUCGACUCGGACCGAGUUGAUUUUGUUACUGUAUUCGUUUUCGAUCUCUUCCUCCUCCGUUGGCUGUUUCAUCUAAGCUCAUUUCCCCCUCGCCGGCGCGUCAUUUUCUCUUCUCCGUCGAGCCUGAUUCGUUGUUGUUUAAUGUCAUCUUAGGGUUUAACUACGGAAGCUCGUUGUGGAGUUUGAUUCAUUCUUCCGUUUGAUUGGAUCUAGCCGAGGAAGAAAGGAGCUAUCUUUUGUGACUUGCUCUUUAGCUUUUGAUUCUUCCCCCACGCUCAUGUCACGUAAGCUAGACGGUCCUAUCCAAACACAAAUGGCAGUUUCGGUUCUGAAGAGUCCCUUGACCGGGGAGUUUCAUGAGUUUAACAAGGUGGGAUUAGGAAUCAACUCUCCUGUGGUGGGCCGUAGGCGUGUUUUUGUACAGACGGACACUGGUUGUGUGCUGGGGUUGGAUCUGGAUCUGGAUCGUAGCGACAACGCUCACACAGUGAAAAGGAAGUUACAGGUUGCUCUUCAUUUCCCUACGGAUGAAAGCUCCUUGACCUUUGGGGAUUUGGUGCUUAAGAACGAUCUAACUGCUGUGAGGAGUGAUUCUCCUCUGCUACUAACUAGGAACAGUUUUCAUAGAAGCUCGUCGACUCCAUGUCUUUCACCAAUGAGGCGUGGUGGUGAUGUUCAGCAGCAUAGAGAUGAGAGCGGUUCUAUAGAGAUUCUUGGGAACUCGGUUUGUUUGAGGCAAGUCGUUAAGGAUAUCACAAAGGCCUUGAAGAGGGAUGUUGAGCCAGUUUCUGUACAUAGCGGCCUUGGAGGUGUUUACUUCUUCAAGAACGUUCGUGGAGAGAGCGUUGCGAUUGUGAAACCAACUGAUGAGGAGCCUUUUGCUCCUAACAACCCUAAAGGCUUUGUCGGCAAGGCGCUUGGACAGCCUGGUUUGAAACGCUCCGUGCGCGUUGGGGAAACGGGUUACAGAGAAGUGGCGGCUUAUCUCCUUGACAAGGACGGUUUUGCAAAGGUUCCUCCCACUGCUCUCGUGAAGAUCUCUCAUUCCAUAUUCAAUGUCAAUAAUGGUGUGAAGGGUGGGAGCAAGCGUAUGGAGAAGAUGUUGGUGAGCAAGAUUGCUUCCUUGCAGCAGUUCAUAGCUCAUGAUUAUGACGCUAGCGAGCACGGAACGUCUAGCUUCCCUGUUUCAUCCGUGCACCGUGUAGGGAUUCUUGAUAUCAGAAUCUUGAAUACUGAUAGGCACUCAGGGAACCUUCUGGUUAGGAAGCUGGACGGAGUUGGGAUGUUUGGACAAGUGGAGCUGAUUCCGAUUGAUCACGGUCUCUCCUUGCCGGAGACUCUGGAGGAUCCUUACUUCGAGUGGAUUCAUUGGCCUCAGGCGUCGAUACCGUUCUCUGAAGAGGAGCUGAAGUACAUAGCGAGUCUUGAUCCUUUUGAGGAUUGUGAGAUGCUGAGAAGGGAGCUUCCUAUGGUACGUGAGGCGAGUCUCCGUGUUUUGGUUCUCUGUACUGUUUUGCUCAAGGAAGCUGCUGCGUAUGGGUUGUGUUUGGCUGAGAUUGGUGAGAUGAUGACGAGAGAGGUUCGUCCUGGAGACGAGGAGCCGAGUGAGAUUGAAGUGGUUUGUCUUGAGGCUAGGAGUUUGAUAGGAGAGAAGGAAGCUGAGUCACCAAGAUCAGACUUGGGUGGUGAGGUUGAGUUCCAGUUUGAUUUGGACUGUGAGGAAGCAUUUACACUAGGGUUCACUCGUAGUCAUCUUCCAAAGGUGGAAGAAACAACAGAGGAAGAAGAUGAUGAAGAGGAAGAAGAAGAAGACAUCAAGGAGAAGGAAGGGAAAGUGCAGGCGAUUACAAAGCUUUCAAUGUCUCUGAAAACCACUUUUCUUGGUGAGAAGAGCCAAAAGUAUCAGAAACAUCCAGGAGUGAGAGCAGAGAGCGCAUAUGCGUCGUCUGCACACAGGAGUGCAGAAGAGCAGAUCCCAGCAAGUACAAGCUUUGUGAAUCUGGCGGAUAUGAGUGAAGAGGAGUGGACUAUGUUCCUGGAGAAGUAUCAGGAGCUGCUUUAUCCAGCUUUUGCUAAGCGUAAGGCGAUAACUUUAGGACAGAAUCUGAGGCAGAGGCUGGGAACUUCUUGCCAGUUUUGAGGAUGUCAGAGACUGAAGAAGAAGAAUAAAGGAUCGUGUAGUCUUUGUUUCUAAGGGCUUUUGCCUGAGACUGGACUUGGUGGAAAAAGAUGGGCAAGAAGGGAUGAUGAGUGGUAUGGAUUUAGUGUAAAUAUUCGUUGAUUCAGCUUUUAGUGUGGAGGAGACUCGAGAGAUGGAGAGAGUUUAAUUCUCUUUGCAUUUUUUUUUAACUUCGUAAACCUCUAGGAUCUUGUUGGUUUAUGCUGUCUAGUUCAAAGCCAUGUAUAGCCCUCUUAUGUUUUAUAAGUCACUUUGUAGAUUAGAAAAAUAAAUGGGAUAAUAGAGAGCUUUGUUUCAUA